GACGUAAGACGUCAAGUGAAAAGUCUUGUUUAUUAGUCAUUUUCACUUAACAUUUUUGUAAUUUUAUAUUUCAAUAGAUCAUUACUUGAGAUUAUAAUAAUAAGAUUGAAAAUAUAUCAGAUAGGGAUUGCAAUAAAUAUGUACUCAACUUGAAGUUGAAUUGUUUAAUAUUUGUUAGGAAAACUUUUAGUCUACGGAUAAAUAUAAUAAAAAAUGGAGCUUCAAGACACGUACUAUAACAAAUCUGAAUACGUCGAAACUGCUUCAGGAAACAAAGUCAGCAGACAAACUGUACUCUGUGGAUCCCAAAAUAUAGUAUUACAUGGCAAAGUUAUAGUUCAAAGCGAUGCAAUAAUCAGAGGUGACUUGGCUAAUGUUAAAACUGGGAGAUUCUGUAUUAUCAGCAAGGGUUCAGUUAUUCGGCCACCUUUCAAAAAGUUUAGCAAAGGGGUUGCAUUCUUUCCUCUACAAAUGGGUGAUCAUGUUUUUGUGGGGGAGAAUACAGUGGUAAAUGCUGCUGUUGUGGGUUCAUAUGUCUAUAUUGGAAAAAAUGUUGUUAUAGGUAGAAGAUGUGUACUUAAAGACUGUUGCAUGAUUGAGGAUAACUCAGUGCUGCCUGCAGAAACUGUAGUGCCUUCAUUUGCAAGAUACUCUGGCAACCCUGCAAGACUCAUAACAACACUCCCUGAAGCAAUGCCUGAUUUAAUGACUGAAUUUACAAAGAGUUAUUAUCAACAUUUUUUACCAACUACUGUGAAUUAAGAAAUGUAAAGAGAAAUCUUUAAACAUUGUCAGCUGACAAAAAUCAAUAAUGUAGAAAAAAAAUUGUCAGACAUUAUGAUUUAUGUAUUACUUACUUAAGUAUCAACAAUUAACAUAAUAUUUCACUUGAAUAACUUUUCAGAGAAACAUGUGUUGAUUUGUAAAUUGUAAGGGCUAAAUUAAUUAUAAUUUAUAUUAUGUUUAUGAUAGUCACACAUAUAUAUUUAUAACAAUAAAUAUUAAGUAAAGGCUAC
Vanessa atalanta (red admiral) is the source of this 1016-nucleotide messenger RNA. RefSeq names its product dynactin subunit 5 (gene DCTN5-p25). The record is from RefSeq and is a predicted model, not a curated record. The transcript has 4 exons. NCBI's taxonomy places the organism in Eukaryota, Metazoa, Arthropoda, Insecta, Lepidoptera, Nymphalidae. The coding region runs from base 214 to 762 and encodes 182 amino acids.